This is a messenger RNA of Zerene cesonia (dogface butterfly), 1555 nucleotides long. It is a transcript of the gene Dph2, whose product is annotated as 2-(3-amino-3-carboxypropyl)histidine synthase subunit 2. The transcript has 6 exons. Lineage: Eukaryota; Metazoa; Arthropoda; Insecta; Lepidoptera; Pieridae. Gene Ontology annotation, biological process: protein histidyl modification to diphthamide. The coding region runs from base 101 to 1477 and encodes 458 amino acids. The record is from RefSeq and is a predicted model, not a curated record. Gene Ontology annotation, molecular function: 2-(3-amino-3-carboxypropyl)histidine synthase activity.
AGUCAGAUCUGUCAAAAAUCAGAUGUCUCAAAACACAUCAAUGUUUUUAGCAAAUUUUAAAUAAAACAUCAAUUGAAUUUCAUUAUCGAAAGUAUUUAUCAUGUCUAAUUUUACUACCGACGCUCAAUUGUGUAUAGAGCGAGAGUUAGAGCUCCCAAACAUCAAUCAUAAUUUUACACACAUAAAUGGACAAUUCCACAUUGGUGAUACUUGCAAAUGGAUUAAUGAGCAUAAUUACACUAAGGUGUGCUUACAAUUUCCCGAUGAAUUACUUGGAUUAAGCGCUAGCAUUUGUAAGGAAUUGAAAAAAGAAACAAAUGCUGACCUGUACAUAUUGGGUGAUACGUCAUAUGCAAGUUGUUGCAUAGAUGCUGUUGCUGCAAUGCAUGUACAAAGUGAUGCCAUAAUACACUAUGGGCACACAUGCUUCAGUAAAACCAACAUUCCAGUGUAUUUAGUGCUGAAUGAGGUCCCAUUGGAUGCUGCCAAAACAUUAAAUACUCUGAAAGAUAUCAGCUUAGACACACAAACUGAACUGUGCCUUUUCUAUGAUUGUAGUUAUGAACAUUUAAAAGAUAACCUUGCUGAACAUUGGUUCCAUCUCUACCCAAAGGGAUACAUAGCUUAUAUAGAUUUAAAAACAAUAUCAAAGUAUACUUUUUUUGGAAGAGUUGUUAGAAACAAGGACAAUAUAGAAUUUUCUAGUGAUAUUCUAAAGGAUUCUAGUUGCAUCUAUAUUGGUUCCCGAGGACAGACAUUCUUUAAUAUCUCUGUAUCAAUACCAGCUCAAAAGUGGUAUAUACUGGACCCAACAACAAAUCAAAUUGACAUUGCAAAUGAGACAGCCUGGUUCAAGAGACGGAGGCAUUUGAUUGAGAAAUGCAAAGAUGCCAAUGUGGUUGGCAUCCUGAUAUGCAAACUAGCUGGAGAUGAGACUAAAGAUAUAAUUUCUAGAAUGAAACAGCUGUGUAAAGCAAAUGGAAAGAAAAGCUACAUUGUGUCUGUUGGAAAACCAAAUGUAGCAAAACUGGCUAACUUUCCAGAGAUUGACAUUUAUGUUAUGAUUGCAUGUCCAGAAAACAAUCUUUACAACUCUCGCGACUUCUACAAACCUAUUGUCUAUCCAUAUGAGUUGGAAGUAGCACUCAAUACAAAUAGAGACCCAUAUUUCACAACCCAUGUAACAGAUUAUGACCUAUUACUUCCGGGAAGAAAACAUUACUGUGACAUAAAUGAAGUGGUUGAAGGUACAGAUGUAAGUCUUAUCACUGGAAAAAUAAGGGAAAACAAACUCACAACUGCCACUGGCAGUAAUGAAUUGGCGGAAAAACAGAAUUGGGAACUCGAAAGCAUUGGACAAAAUCUGCAGAAUAGAUCUUGGAAGGGCCUUGAACAAAAAUUGGGUAAAACUGAAGUGAAAACAGUUGAACAGGGCCGUAAAGGAAUUCCUCUACAAUACAAUAAUGAACCAGAGUGAUUUCAAAAACAUUUAUUUUUAUUUACAAUGUUGUACAAAGAAAUGUUUUACAAUAAAUUAUAUCUUUUCUAUUUUUUA